CACCAGCCCCCAUACAUCAUAGCUGUCCUGCCUCGCUAUGUGGAGAUCAGGACCUUUGAACCCAGACUGCUGGUCCAGAGUGUGGAGCUGCAGAGACCACGAUUCAUCACCUCCGCUGGGUGAGAGGAUAUUUAUUGUCCGGAUACGUACCUCUGUUUUCUGAAGGAGGGAAGUGAGAUGAAUGCAUAGGGAUCCAACCAACUCUAAUGGAAACCACUGUUACGCAGGUCAACUGUCGUUAUUCCAUUGCUUUGCUGGAUGAUCCAUCCCAUAUUUCUGAUAGAGAACAUUUUUGUCAACCAUCACACACAAACAAUCUCACCCUUCUCUUGUUGUUCCCUCCUCUCCUCUCUGUCUGUCCCAGGCCUAAUAUAGUGUACGUUGCCAGCAACCAUUUUGUGUGGCGUCUGGUGCCUGUGUCCAUCGCCAGUCAGAUUACACAGUUACUACAGGACAAGCAGUUUGAACUGGCCCUACAACUGGCGGUGAGUAAUUACGCCAUCACUACUGCUACUACUGUUACUACUACUGUUACUACUACUACUACUACUACUACUACUACUACUAUACUACUACUACUACUACUACUAUACUACUACUGCUGGUACUGCUACUACUACUACUACUAUCACUACUACUACUAUACUACUUACUACUAGCUACUACUAUAACUACUGAUAACUACUACUACUACUACUGCUACUACUACCACUAGUACUACUACUACUACUGCUACUACUACCACUAGUACUACUACUGCUGCUGCUACUACUACUACUGUUACUGCUACUACUACUACUACUACUACUACUACCACUACUUCUACUACUACUACUACUACUAUCACUACUGCUACUACUACUACUGCUGCUACUACUGCUGUUACUGCUACUCUACUACUAACUACUACGCUACUCACUACACUACUGCUACUACUACUACUACUGACUACUACUACUAUACUUACUACACUACUACUCUACUGACUACUACUACUACUACAUCUACUACUACUACUGCUACUAACUAUACUGUACUACUACUACUAAAACUACUACUACACUACUACUACUGCUAACUAACUACUCUACUGACUACUGAUACACUACUACUACUACUAUCACUACUACUACUACUACUACUACUGCUACUACUACUACACUACUACUACUCUACUACUACUACGCUACUACAUCUACUACUACUACUACUGCUACACUACAUACACCUACUACUACUAGCUACUACUACUACUACUCACUACUACUCCUACUACUACUACUGCUACUACUACUACUACACUACUACUACUAACUGCUACUACUAACUACUACUUACUACUACUACUGACUACUACUACUACUGCUACUACUACUACACUACCACUACUGCUACUGCUACUACCUACUACCCACUACUACUACUAUACUCUACACUACUACUGCUACUACUACUACUGCUACUACUACUACCUCACCACUUACUACUCUUACUGCCUACUCUACUCUACUGCUACUGUAACUACUACUACUUACUGCUCUACUACUACUGCUGCUACUACUACUACACUACUGCUACUCUACUACAUACCUACUACUGCUACUACUUACUACUACUGCUACUACCUACCUACUACUACUACUGCUACUCACUACAUACUGGAUACUACUACUACUCUACUACGCUGCACUACCCUACUACUACUACUACCCCAUUGCUACUACUAACUACUACUAUACUCUACUACUACUACUACAUCUACUACACUCUACUCACUACUAUCACUACUACUACUACUACACCUCUUACUAUGCUGCACUAUCUACUAUCGACUACUACUACUACUACUCACUACUACUACUACUACUAAUGCUGCUACUACUACUACUACUACUGCUACUACUACUACUGAUCUACUACACUACAUCACACUACUACUCUACUAUCACACUACUAUACUUACACCACACUACCACUCUACUCUACUCUACACUACGCUCUACUCUACUGUCACAAAUACUAAUCGAUACUACACACACACGAUCUAUACGCUCUCUGCUACUCUGUCAAACUACUACACUGCUACUGCUACCACACACUGACAUACUAUCUCUUCCCCUCCUCCAUCCCCCUAUCUCUCCCCUCCUCCAUCCCUCUAUCUCUCCCCUCCUGCAUCCCUCUAUCUCUCCCCUCCUCCAUCCCUCUAUCUCUCCUCCUCCGCCCUCUCUCUCUCCCCUCCUCAUCCAAUCUCUCCCCCAACAGAUGAAUGUUGGAUGUGGAGGCGAUAAAGACAGCAGUUUCACCACAUCCAGAACUCUAUCUAUACACCUUCACUCUUUUCUGUCAGAAGAGGUUUGAUGACUCCAUGCAGGUGUUCGCUAAACUCGGCACAGGUGAGCUUCUGGCUGUCCGUUAACUACCUGAACAAUGUCUCUCGUUGCAGAUUUUGGCUGGGUCUCUAAUGGCACCCUAUAUAGUGCACUACUUUUGAUCUGCUGCCUUAUCUAUGAUGUAAACAGCAGUACUGUGUGUCUAAUACAGGGACGUUAAAGUUAAUCUUCUGCUACUACAUUAGAGAAUAGAGGGCCGUUUUGGAUGCAGUGUGAUCUCAGAAUUACAGUAACCUGUUUCAUUUUAAGGCUCUGGUCAACAGCAGUGCGCCGUACAGGGAAUAGAGGGUCUUAGUAAUGCUGUACCUUCCUCCCACAGAUCCCACCCAUGUGAUUGGUCUGUAUCCGGACCUGCUCCCCACCGACUACCGGAAACAGCUGCACUACCCCAACCCCCUGCCGACUCUGUCUGUAGCAGAACUGGAGAAGGCACAUCUCGCACUCAUAGACUACCUGACACAGGUCUGGGGGGGGGUUGUGUAGGCUAGUGUGUAGGCUAGUGUGUAGGCUAGUGUGUAGGCUAGUGUGUAGGCCAGUGUGUAGGCCAGUGUGUAGGCCAGUGUGUAGGCUAGUGUGUAGGCCAGUGUGUAGGCCAGUGUGUAGGCCAGUGUGUAGGCCAGUGUGUAGGCCAGUGUGUAGGCCAGUGUGUAGGCCAGUGUGUAGGCCAGUGUGUAGGCCAGUGUGUAGGCUAGUGUGUAGGCUAGUGUGUAGGCUAGUGUGUAGGCCAGUGUGUAGGCCAGUGUGUAGGCCAGUGUGUAGGCCAGUGUGUAGGCCAGUGUGUAGGCCAGUGUGUAGGCCAGUGUGUAGGCCAGUGUGUAGGCCAGUGUGUAGGCAGUUGUGUAGGCUAGUGUGUAGGCCAGUGUGUAGGCCAGUGUGUAGGCCAGUGUGUAGGCCAGUGUGUAGGCCAGUGGGUAGGCCAGUGUGUAGGCUAGUGUGUAGGCUAGUGUGUAGGCUAGUGUGUAGGCCAGUGUGUAGGCCAGUGUGUAGGCCAGUGUGUAGGCUAGUGUGUAGGCCAGUGUGUAGGCCAGUGUGUAGGCCAGUGUGUAGGCCAGUGUGUAGGCCAGUGUGUAGGCCAGUGUGUAGGCCAGUGUGUAGGCCAGUGUGUAGGCCAGUGUGUAGGCCAGUGUGUAGGCCAGUGUGUAGGCCAGUGUGUAGGCCAGUGUGUAGGCUAGUGUGUAGGCCAGUGUGUAGGCCAGUGUGUAGGCUAGUGUGUAGGCCAGUGUGUAGGCUAGUGUGUAGGCUAGUGUGUAGGCUAGUGUGUAGGCUAGUGUGUAGGAUAGUGUGUAGGCCAGCGUGUAGGCCAGCGUGUAGGCCAGCGUGUAGGCCAGCGUGUAGGCCAGCGUGUAGGCCAGCGUGUAGGCCAGCGUGUAGGCCAGCGUGUAGGCCAGCGUGUAGGCUAGUGUGUAGGCCAGUGUGUAGGAGAUCCAUAUGCAUUUAUUUUUUCCAUUAGAUGACAUUGAUAUGUGCGGUUUUUUGAUUCUAUGGAACCCACGACUCUCUGAAAAACAGUGGCAAGUGUUACUGAAUGGAUUAUCCUGGCUACAUAAAUGCAAUGAAAUGUAUUCCAGAAACGCAGCCACCUGGUGAAGCAGCUGAACGACUCGGAGCCCUCCACCCCCUCUCCCCUCAUGGAAGGAACGCCCACCAUCAAGAGUAGAAAGAAGCUUCUGCAGAUCAUCGACACCACGCUGCUCAAAUGCUACCUGCAUGUACGUAUGGAUGCCUCAGAUUAACUCCCAAUUCCAUGGUAACGAAACAUGGUAUACCAAAUAAAAACCAUUGAUUUCAAAGAUGAACAAACUACUUUUAACAAUUUCCCAAAACACAUUUAAGAACUGUGCAGAUACAAAGUUUGGUUUGGAAUUAACUGAGGGAGAUUUCACUGUAAUUCUGUUACCAAACUUUGCAUCUGCACAGUUUUUCUUGUAAUUUGUACGAUUUUUUGUAUUUACUGUAUAAAUUGUUUGAAGUAGCCGUUGUGCAUAGAGUUGUAUGAUUUGUUAAUCUUUUAAAUCAAUGUUUUUUGUUUUAAAGUGAAACAUUUGACUCUCAAUGUAAUUCCGUUACUGUAGAAUUACCCUUAUAUCCUCUCUCCAGACCAACAUGGUCCAGGUGUCCCCUCUGUUAAUCUGGUGGCUCUCUUCUCUCCAGACCAACGUGGCCCUGGUGUCCCCUCUGUUAAUCUGGUGGCUCUCUUCUCUCCAGACCAACAUGGUCCUGGUGUCCCCUCUGUUAAUCUGGUGGCUCUCUUCUCUCCAGACCAACGUGGUCCUGGUGUCCCCUCUGUUAAUCUAGUGGCUCUCUUCUCUCCAUACCAACAUGGUCCUGGUGUCCCCUCUGUUAAUCUGGUGGCUCUCUUCUCUCCAGACCAACGUGGCCCUGGUGUCCCCUCUGUUAAUCUGGUGGCUCUCUUCUCUCCAGACCAACAUGGUCCUGGUGUCCCCUCUGUUAAUCUGGUGUCUCUCUUCUCUCCAGACCAACGUGUCCCCUCUGUUAAUCUGGUGGCUCUCUUCUCUCCAGACCAACGUGGCCCUGGUGUCCCCUCUGUUAAUCUGGUGGCUCUCUUCUCUCCAGACCAACGUGGCCCUGGUGUCCCCUCUGUUAAUCUAGUGGCUCUCUUCUCUCCAGACCAACAUGGUCCUGGUGUCCCCUCUGUUAAUCUAGUGGCUCUCUUCUCUCCAGACCAACAUGGUCCAGGUGUCCCCUCUGUUAAUCUAGUGGCUUUCCUCUCUCCAGACCAACGUGUCCCCUCUGUUAAUCUGGUGGCUCUCUUCUCUCCAGACCAACGUGGCCCUGGUGUCCCCUCUGUUAAUCUAGUGGCUCUCUUCUCUCCAGACCAACAUGGUCCUGGUGUCCCCUCUGUUAAUCUGGUGGCUCUCUUCUCUCCAGACCAACAUGGUCCUGGUGUCCCCUCUGUUAAUCUGGUGGCUCUCUUCUCUCCAGACCAACAUGGUCCUGGUGUCCCCUCUGUUAAUCUAGUGGCUCUCUUCUCUCCAGACCAACGUGGCCCUGGUGUCCCCUCUGUUAAUCUAGUGGCUCUCUUCUCUCCAGACCAACAUGGUCCUGGUGUCCCCUCUGUUAAUCUAGUGGCUCUCUUCUCUCCAGACCAACAUGGUCCUGGUGUCCCCUCUGUUAAUCUAGUGGCUCUCUUCUCUCCAGACCAACAUUGUCCUGGUGUCCCCUCUGUUAAUCUGGUGGCUCUCUUCUCUCCAGACCAACGUGUCCCCUCUGUUAAUCUGGUGGCUCUCUUCUCUCCAGACCAACGUGGCCCUGGUGUCCCCUCUGUUAAUCUGGUGGCUCUCUUCUCUCCAGACCAACAUGGUCCUGGUGUCCCCUCUGUUAAUCUGGUGGCUCUCUUCUCUCCAGACCAACGUGUCCCCUCUGUUAAUCUGGUGGCUCUCUUCUCUCCAGACCAACGUGGCCCUGGUGUCCCCUCUGUUAAUCUGGUGGCUCUCUUCUCUCUAGACCAACGUGGCCCUGGUGUCCCCUCUGUUAAUCUAGUGGCUCUCUUCUCUCCAGACCAACAUGGUCCUGGUGUCCCCUCUGUUAAUCUAGUGGCUCUCUUCUCUCCAGACCAACAUGGUCCUGGUGUCCCCUCUGUUAAUCUAGUGGCUCUCUUCUCUCCAGACCAACAUGGUCCAGGUGUCCCCUCUGUUAAUCUAGUGGCUUUCCUCUCUCCAGACCAACGUGUCCCCUCUGUUAAUCUGGUGGCUCUCUUCUCUCCAGACCAACGUGGCCCUGGUGUCCCCUCUGUUAAUCUAGUGGCUCUCUUCUCUCCAGACCAACAUGGUCCUGGUGUCCCCUCUGUUAAUCUGGUGGCUCUCUUCUCUCCAGACCAACAUGGUACUGGUGUCCCCUCUGUUAAUCUGGUGGCGCUCUUCUCUCCAGACCAACAUGGUCCUGGUGUCCCCUCUGUUAAUCUAGUGGCUCUCUUUUCUCCAGACCAACGUGGCCCUGGUGUCCCCUCUGUUAAUCUAGUGGCUCUCUUCUCUCCAGACCAACAUGGUCCUGGUGUCCCCUCUGUUAAUCUAGUGGCUCUCUUCUCUCCAGACCAACAUGGUCCUGGUGUCCCCUCUGUUAAUCUAGUGGCUCUCUUCUCUCCAGACCAACAUGGUCCUGGUGUCCCCUCUGUUAAUCUAGUGGCUCUCUUCUCUCCAGACCAACAUGGUCCUGGUGUCCCCUCUGUUAAUCUAGUGGCUCUCCUCUCUCCAGACCAACGUGUCCCCUCUGUUAAUCUGGUGGCUCUCUUCUCUCCAGACCAACGUGGCCCUGGUGUCCCCUCUGUUAAUCUAGUGGCUCUCUUCUCUCCAGACCAACAUGGUCCUGGUGUCCCCUCUGUUAAUCUGGUGGCUCUCUUCUCUCCAGACCAACAUGGUCCUGGUGUCCCCUCUGUUAAUCUGGUGGCUCUCUUCUCUCCAGACCAACAUGGUCCUGGUGUCCCCUCUGUUAAUCUAGUGGCUCUCUUCUCUCCAGACCAACAUGGUCCUGGUGUCCCCUCUGUUAAUCUAGUGGCUCUCUUCUCUCCAGACCAACGUGGCCCUGGUGUCCCCUCUGUUAAUCUAGUGGCUCUCUUCUCUCCAGACCAACAUGGUCCUGGUGUCCCCUCUGUUAAUCUAGUGGCUCUCUUCUCUCCAGACCAACAUGGUCCUGGUGUCCCCUCUGUUAAUCUAGUGGCUCUCUUCUCUCCAGACCAACAUGGUCCAGGUGUCCCCUCUGUUAAUCUGGUGGCUCUCUUCUCUCCAGACCAACAUGGUCCUCGUGUCCCCUCUGUUAAUCUGGUGGCUCUCUUCUCUCCAGACCAACGUGGCCCUGGUGUCCCCUCUGUUAAUCUAGUGGCUCUCUUCUCUCCAGACCAACGUGGCCCUGGUGUCCCCUCUGUUAAUCUAGUGGCUCUCUUCUCUCCAGACCAACGUGUCCCCUCUGUUAAUCUGGUGGCUCUCUUCUCUCCAGACCAACGUGGCCCUGGUGUCCCCUCUGCUAAUCUAGUGGCUCUCUUCUCUCCAGACCAACGUGGCCCUGGUGUCCCCUCUGUUAAUCUGGUGGCUCUCUUCUCUCCAGACCAACAUGGUCCUGGUGUCCCCUCUGUUAAUAUGGUGGCUCUCCUCUCUCCAGACCAACGUGGCCCUGGUGUCCCCUCUGUUAAUCUAGUGGCUCUCUUCUCUCCAGACCAACGUGGCCCCUCUGUUAAUCUGGUGGCUCUCUUCUCUCCAGACCAACGUGGCCCUGGUGUCCCCUCUGUUAAUCUAGUGGCUCUCUUCUCUCCAGACCAACGUGGCCCCUCUGUUAAUCUAGUGGCUCUCUUCUCUCCAGACCAACGUGGCCCCUCUGUUAAUCUGGUGGCUCUCUUCUCUCCAGACCAACGUGGUCCUGGUGUCCCCUCUGUUAAUCUAGUGGCUCUCCUCUCUCCAGACCAACGUGGCCCUGGUGUCCCCUCUGUUAAUCUGGUGGCUCUCUUCUCUCCAGACCAACAUGGUCCUGGUGUCCCCUCUGUUAAUCUAGUGGCUCUCUUCUCUCCAGACCAACGUGGCCCCUCUGUUAAUCUGGUGGCUCUCUUCUCUCCAGACCAACGUGGUCCUGGUGUCCCCUCUGUUAAUCUAGUGGCUCUCCUCUCUCCAGACCAACGUGGCCCUAGUGUCCCCUCUGUUAAUCUAGUGGCUCUCUUCUCUCCAGACCAACGUGUCCCCUCUGUUAAUCUAGUGGCUCUCUUCUCUCCAGACCAACGUGUCCCCUCUGUUAAUCUAGUGUCUCUCCUCUCUCCAGACCAACGUGUCCCCUCUGUUAAUCUGGUGGCUCUCUUCUCUCCAGACCAACGUGGCCCUGGUGUCCCCUCUGCUAAUCUAGUGGCUCUCUUCUCUCCAGACCAACGUGGCCCUGGUGUCCCCUCUGUUAAUCUGGUGGCUCUCUUCUCUCCAGACCAACAUGGUCCUGGUGUCCCCUCUGUUAAUAUGGUGGCUCUCCUCUCUCCAGACCAACGUGGCCCUGGUGUCCCCUCUGUUAAUCUAGUGGCUCUCUUCUCUCCAGACCAACGUGGCCCCUCUGUUAAUCUGGUGGCUCUCUUCUCUCCAGACCAACGUGGCCCUGGUGUCCCCUCUGUUAAUCUAGUGGCUCUCUUCUCUCCAGACCAACGUGGCCCCUCUGUUAAUCUAGUGGCUCUCUUCUCUCCAGACCAACGUGGCCCCUCUGUUAAUCUGGUGGCUCUCUUCUCUCCAGACCAACGUGGUCCUGGUGUCCCCUCUGUUAAUCUAGUGGCUCUCCUCUCUCCAGACCAACGUGGCCCUGGUGUCCCCUCUGUUAAUCUGGUGGCUCUCUUCUCUCCAGACCAACAUGGUCCUGGUGUCCCCUCUGUUAAUCUAGUGGCUCUCUUCUCUCCAGACCAACGUGGCCCCUCUGUUAAUCUGGUGGCUCUCUUCUCUCCAGACCAACGUGGUCCUGGUGUCCCCUCUGUUAAUCUAGUGGCUCUCCUCUCUCCAGACCAACGUGGCCCUAGUGUCCCCUCUGUUAAUCUAGUGGCUCUCUUCUCUCCAGACCAACGUGUCCCCUCUGUUAAUCUAGUGGCUCUCUUCUCUCCAGACCAACGUGUCCCCUCUGUUAAUCUAGUGUCUCUCCUCUCUCCAGACCAACGUGUCCCCUCUGUUAAUCUAGUGGCUCUCCUCUCUCCAGACCAACCUGGCCCUGGUGUCCCCUCUGUUAAUCUGGUGGCUCUCUUCUCUCCAGACCAACAUGGUCCUGGUGUCCCCUCUGUUAAUCUAGUGGCUCUCUUCUCUCCAGACCAACGUGGCCCCUCUGUUAAUCUGGUGGCUCUCUUCUCUCCAGACCAACGUGGUCCUGGUGUCCCCUCUGUUAAUCUAGUGGCUCUCCUCUCUCCAGACCAACGUGGCCCUGGUGUCCCCUCUGUUAAUCUAGUGGCUCUCUUCUCUCCAGACCAACGUGUCCCCUCUGUUAAUCUAGUGGCUCUCUUCUCUCCAGACCAACGUGUCCCCUCUGUUAAUCUAGUGGCUCUCCUCUCUCCAGACCAACGUGUCCCCUCUGUUAAUCUAGUGGCUCUCUUCUCUCCAGACCAACGUGGCCCUGGUGUCCCCUCUGUUAAUCUAGUGGCUCUCCUCUCUCCAGACCAACGUGUCCCCUCUGUUAAUCUGGUGGCUCUCCUCUCUCCAGACCAACGUGUCCCCUCUGUUAAUCUGGUGGCUCUCCUCUCUCCAGACCAACGUGGCCCUGGUGUCCCCUCUGUUGCGGCUGGACAAUAACCACUGUCACAUUGAGGAGAGUGAGUACAUCCUGAAGAAGGCCCACAAGUACAGCGAGCUCAUCAUCCUGUAUGAGAAGAAGGGCCUGCACCAGAAAGGUAAUCAACAUUGUCACUAUGGCUGCGUUUACACAGGCAGCCCAAUUCUAAUAUUUUUUUUCACUGAUUGUUCUUUUGACCAAUCAGAUCAGCUCCCUUGACAAUAAUUGGGCAAAAGGUCAUAAUUGGGCUGGCUGUGUAAAUGCAGCCUAUCAAAGCUAUACUGCAGUCUUCAGAGUACUGUGAAUGAGGAGCAUUAACACUGUAGUACAUUUGAGUCCUUUAGUAGACACUCUCAUCCAGAGUUACAAUUAGUGCCUUCAACUUGCAUAGGUAAAACAACCACAUACGAUCGCCAUCAUUGUGGCUAUAACCUUCCAAAAUAGCCGCUAUCUACAAAGUCUGUGCUAGUGAGAGUAGAAGACCAGUGUUACACAGAGAGCAUCGGUUGUUCUGAGCAAGCAGGGGGACCAGAGAGAAAGGCCUUGUCUAUCUGUCUGAAGGAAGGACCCCUCUCAGAGCUCUGCUCUCUGUGGUGUGUGUCCUGUCUGAAGGAUAGUCAUGUUAUUAGUGGUGGUUCUGGGCCAGCCCAGUGUGUUUUGGAUAGUCAUGUUAUUAGUGGUGGUUCUGGGCCGGGCCAGUGUGUUUUGGAUAGUCAUGUUAUUAGUGGUGGUUCUGGGCCAGGCCAGUGUGUUUUGGAUAGUCAUGUUAUUAGUGGUGGUUCUGGGCCAGAGCCCAGUGUGUUUUGGAUAGUCAUGUUAUUAGUGGUGGUUCUGGGCCGGGCCAGUGUGUUUUGGAUAGUCAUGUUAUUAGUGGUGGUUCUGGGCCAGGCCAGUGUGUUUUGGAUAGUCAUGUUAUUAGUGGUGGUUCUGGGCCAGCCCAGUGUGUUUUGGAUAGUCAUGUUAUCAAUGGUGGUUCUGGGCCAGGCCAGUGUGUUUUGGAUAGUCAUGUUAUUAGUGGUGGUUCUGGGCCGGGCCAGUGUGUUUUGGAUAGUCAGGUUAUCAAUGGUGGUUCUGGGCCAGGCCAGUGUGUUUUGGAUAGUCAUGUUAUUAGUGGUGGUUCUGGGCCAGCCCAGUGUGUUUUGGAUAGUCAGGUUAUCAAUGGUGGUUCUGGGCCAGGCCAGUGUGUUUUGGAUAGUCAUGUUAUUAGUGGUGGUUCUGGGCCGGCCCAGUGUGUUUUGGAUAGUCAUGUUAUUAGUGGUGGUUCUGGGCCAGCCCAGUGUGUUUUGGAUAGUCAUGUUAUUAGUGGUGGUUCUGGGCCGGGCCAGUGUGUUUUGGAUAGUCAUGUUAUUAGUGGUGGUUCUGGGCCGGGCCAGUGUGUUUUGGAUAGUCAUGUUAUUAGUGGUGGUUCUGGGCCAGCCCAGUGUGUUUUGGAUAGUCAUGUUAUCAAUGGUGGUUCUGGGCCAGGCCAGUGUGUUUUGGAUAGUCAUGUUAUUAGUGGUGGUUCUGGGCCGGGCCAGUGUGUUUUGGAUAGUCAUGUUAUUAGUGGUGGUUCUGGGCCAGCCCAGUGUGUUUUGGAUAGUCAUGUUAUUAGUGGUGGUUCUGGGCCGGGCCAGUGUGUUUUGGAUAGUCAUGUUAUUAGUGGUGGUUCUGGGCCGGGCCAGUGUGUGUUUUUAAUCAUCAGUCUGCCACAAGCCGUUCUAGUGAUGUAAUGCUGCUGAGGUUUCUGUGUCCUCCUCUCUCUCUCUGUCUCUCUCUCUCUCUCAUCUCUCUCUCUGUCUCUCUCUCUCUCUCUCUCUCCUUCUCUCUCCUCUUCGCUCUCUCUCGCGCUCUCUCUCUCUCUUCUCCUCUCUAUCUCCCUCUGUUCUCUCUCUCUUUCUCCUCUCAUCUCCUCUCCUCUCUCUCUCAUCUCUCUCUUCUCUCUCUCUAGCUCUCGCUUCUCUCUCUCUCUCCUCUUCUCUCUCUCUCUCUCUCUUCUUUCUCUCUCUCUGUGUCUCCUCUCUUGUGUUCUCCGCUCUUUCUCUCUGUCUCUCUCUCUCUUGUUCUCUCUGUCUCUCUCUCUCUGUUCUCAUCUCUCUCUCUGUUCUCUCUCUCUCUCUGUCUCUCUCUCUCUCUCUGUCUCUCUCUCUCUCUCUCUCUCUCUCUGUCUCUGUCUCUCUCUCUCUCUCAAUUCAAUUUCAAUUCAAGGGGCUUUAUUGGCAUGGGAUACAUAUGUUUACAUUGCAAGUGAAAUAGAUAAUAAACAAUAAAAGUGAACAGUAAAUAUUACACUCACACAAAAGAAUAAAGACAUUUCAAAUGUCAUAUUAUGUCUAUAUAUAGUCGUUGUAACGAUGUGCAAAUAGUUAAAGUACAAAAGGGAAAAAUAAAUCAACAUAAAUAUAGUUUGUAUUUACAAUGGUGUUUGUUCUUCACUGGUUGCCCUUUUCUUGUGUUAACAGGUCACAAAUCUUCCAGCUGAGAUGGCACAUUGUUGUAUUUCACCGAAUAUAUAUGGGUUUUAUCAAAAUGUGAUUUGUUUUCGAAUUCUUUGUGUGAUCUGUGGGUAAUAUGUGUCAUACAUUUGGCAGGAGGUUAGGAAGUGCAGCUCAGUUUCCACCUCAUUUUGUGGGCAGUGUGCACAUAGCCUGUCUUCUCUUGAGAGCCAGGUCUGCCUACGGUGACCUUUCUCAGUAGCAAGGCUAUGCUCACUGAGUCUGUACUUAGUCAAAGCUUUGCUUAAUUUUGGUCAGUCACAGUGGUCAGGUAUUUUGCCACUGUGUACUCUCUGUUUAGGGCCAAAUAUCAUUCUAGUUUGCUCAGUUUUUUUGUUAAUUCUUUCCAGUGUGAAGUAAUUAUCUUUUUGUUUUCUCAUGAUUUGGUUGGGUCUAAUUGUGUUGUUGUCCUGGGGCUCAGUGGGGUCUGUUUGUGUUUGAACAGAGCCACAGGACCAGCUUGCUUAGGGGACUCUUCUCCAGGUUCAUCUCUCUGUAGGUGAUGGCUUUGUUAUGGAAGUUUUGGGAAUCGCUUCCUUUUAAGAGGUUGAAGAAUUUAUCUAUUUUCUGGAUUUUGAUAAUUAGUGGGUAUCGGCCUAAUUAUGCUCUGCAUGCAUUAUUUGUUGUACACUGAGGAUAUUUUUUGCAGAAUUCUGCAUGCAGAAUCUUGAUUUGGUGUUUGUCAAAUUUUGUGAAUUCUUGGUUGGUGAGCGGAUCCAAGACCUCACAACCAUAAAAGGCAAUGGGUUCUAUAACUGAUUCAAGUAUUUUUAGCCAGAUCCUAAUUGGUAUGUAAAAUUGUAUGUUCCUUUUGAUGGCAUAGAAGGCCCUUCUUGCCUUGUCUCUCAGAUCGUUCACAGCUUUGUGGAAGUUACCUGUGGCGCUGAUGUUUAGGCUGAGGUAUGUAUAGUUUUUUUUGAGUGCUCUGGGGCAACGGUGUCUAGAUGGAAUUUGUAUUUGUGGUCUUGGCAACUGGACCUUUUUUGGAACACCAUUAUUUUUGUCUUAGUGAGAUUUACUGUCAGGGCCCAGGUCUGACAGUAUCUGUGAAGAAGAUGUAGGUGCGGCUGUAAGCCCUCCUUGGUUGGGAACAGAAGCACAAGAUCAUCAGCAAACAGUAGACAUUUGACUUCAGAUUCUAGUAGGGUGAAGCCGGGUGCUGCAGACUGUUCUAGUGCCCUCGCCAAUUCAUUCAUAUAUACAGUUGAAGUAGAAAGUUUAAAUACACUUAGGUUGGAGUCAUUAAAACUCGUUUUUCAACCACUCCACACAUUUCUUGUUAACAAACUAUAGUUUUGGCAAGUCGGUUAGGACAUCUACUUUGUGCAUGACACAAGUAAUUUUUCCAACAAUUGUUUACAGACAGAUUGUUUUACUUAUAAUUCAUUGUAUCACAAUUCCAGUGGGUCAGAAGUUUACAUACACAAAGUUGACUGUGCCUUUAAACAGCUUGGAAAAUUCCAAAAAAUUAUGUCAUGGCUUUAGAAGCUUCUGAUAGGCUAAUUGACAUCAUUUGAGUCAAUUGGAGGUGUACCUGUGGAGGUAUUUCAAGGCCUACCUUCAAACUCAGUGCUUCUUUGCUUGACAUCAUGAAACAAUCUAAAGAAAUCAGCCAAGACCUCCACAAGUAGACCUCCACAAGUCUGGUUCAUCCUUGGGAGCAAUUUCCAAAUGCCUGAAGGUACCACGUUCAUCUGUACAAACAAUAGUAAGCAAGUAUAAACACCAUGGGACCACGCAGCCGUCAUACCGCUCAGGAAGGAGAUGCGUUCUGUCUCCAAGAGAUGAACGUACUUUGGUGCGAAAAGUGCAAAUCAAUCCCAGAACAACAGCAAAGGACCUUGUGAAGAUGCUGGAGGAAACAGGUACAAAAGUAUCUAUAGCCACAGUAAAACGAGUCCUAUAUCGACAUAACCUGAAAGGCCGCUCAGCAAGGAAGAAGCCACUGCUCCAAAACUGCCAUAAAAAAGGCAGACUACGGUUUGCAACUGCACAUUGGGACAAAGAUCGUACUUUUCGGAGAAAUGUCCUCUGGUCUGAUGAAACAAAAAUAUAAGUGUUUGGCCAAAAUGACCAUUGUUAUGUUUGGAGGGAAAAGGGUGGUAGCUUACAUGCCGAAGAACACCAUACCAAACUGUGAAGCAUGGGGGUGGCAGCAUCAUGCUGUGGGGGUGCUUUGCUGUAGGAGGGACUGGUGCACUUCACAAAAUUAUUAUUAUUAUUACAAAAUAGAUGGCAUCAUGAGGAAGGAAAAUUAUGUGGAUAUAUUGAUGCAACAUCUCAAGACAUCAGUCAGGAAGUUAAAGCUUGGUCGCAAAUGGGUCUUCCAAAUGGACAAUGACCCCAAGCAUACUUCCAAAGUUGUGGCAAAAUGGCUUAAGGACAACAAAGUCAAGGUAUUGGAGUGGCCAUCACAAAGCCCUGACCUCAAUCCUGUAGAAAAUGUGUGGGCAGAACUGAAAAAGCGUGUGCGAGCAAGGAGGCCUACAAACCUGACUCAGUUACACCAGCUCUGUCAGGAGGAAUGGGCCAAAAUUUACCCAACUUAUUGUGGGAAGCUUGUGGAAGGCUACCCGAAACGUUUGACCCAAGUUAAACAAUUUAAAGGCAAUGCUACCAAAUACUAAUUGAAUGUAUGUAAACUUCUGACCCACUGGGAAUGUGAUGAAAUAAAUAAAAGCUUAAAUAAAUCAUUCUCUCUACUAUUAUUCUGACAUUACACAUUCUUAAAAUAAAGUGGUGAUCCUAACUGACCUAAGACAGGGAAUUUUUACUAGGAUUAAAUGUCAGGAAUUGUGAAACUGAAUUGAAAUGUAUUUGGCUAAGGUGUAUGUAAACUUCCGGCUUCAACUGUAACUCUGGGUCUUCCAUUCCUGUGGUGGUCGUGAUGAGAGCCAGUUUCAUCAUAGCGCUUGGGAUAAGUGGUUUAUCUAUACAUCUCCGUUUUGGAUAGAUAACUCUCUGUCUGUCCGUCUCUCGCUCUCUCUCUUUCUCCCUGUCUUUCUCUGUCAAUUCAGUUCAAUUGAAGGGCUUUAUUGGCAUGGGAAACGUAUGUUAACAUUGCCAAGGCAAGUUAAAUAGAUAGUAAACAAAAUUAAAUUAACAGUAAAUAUUAACUGUAAACAUUACACUCACAGAAGUUCCAAAAGAAUAAAGACAUUUCAAAUGUCAUAUUAUGUGCCAAUACAUUGCUCAAAAAAAUUAUGGGAACACUAAAAUAACACAUCCUAGAUCUGAAUGAAUGAAAUAAUCUUAUUAAAUACUUUUUUCUUUACAUAGUUGAAUGUGCUGACAACAAAAUCACACAAAAAUUAUCAAUGGAAAUCAAAUUUAUCAACACAUGGAUGUCUGGAUUUGGAGUCACACUCAAAAUUAAAGUGGAACUUCAGGCUGAUCCAACUUUGAUGUAAUGUCCUUAAAACAAGUAAAAAUAAAGCUCAGUAGUGUGUGUGGCCUCCACGUGCCUGUAUGACCUCCCUACAACGCCUGGGCAUGCUCCUGAUGAGGUGGCGGAUGGUCUCCUGAGGGAUCUCCUCCCAGACCUGGACUAAAGCAUCCGCCAACUCCUGGACAGUCUGUGGUGCAACGUGGCAUUGGUGGUUGGAGCGAGACAUGAUGUCCCAGAUGUGCUCAAUUGGAUUCAGGUCUGGGGAACGGGCAGGCCAGUCCAUAGCAUCAAUGCCUUCCUCUUGCAGGAACUGCUGACACACUCCAGCCACAUGAGGUCUAGCAUUGUCUUGCAUUAGGAGGAACCCAGGGCCAACCACACCAGCAUAUGGUCUCACAAGGGGUCUGAGGAUCUCAUCUCGGUCCCUAAUGGCAGUCAGGCUACCUCUGGCGAGCACAUGGAGGGCUGUGCAGCCCCCCAAAGAAAUGCCACCCCACACCAUGACUGACCCACCGCCAAACCGGUCAUGCUGGAGGAUGUUGCAGGCAGCAGAACGUUCUCCACGGCGUCUCCAGACUCUGUCACGUCUGUCACAUGUGCUCAGUGUGAACCUGCUUUCAUCUGUGAAGAGCACAGGGCGCCAGUGGCGAAUUUGCCAAUCUUGGUGUUCUCUGGCAAAUGCCAAAUGUCCUGCACGGUGUUGGGCUGUAAGCACAAUCCCCACCUGUGGAUGUCGGGCCCUCAUACCACCCUCAUAGAGUCUGUUUCUGACCGUUUGAGCAGACACAUGCACAUUUGUGGCCUGCUGGAGGUCAUUUUGCAGGGCUCUGGCAGUGCUCCACCUGCUCCUCCUUGCACAAAGGCGGCGGUAGCGGUCCUGCUGCUGGGUUGUUGCCCUCCUACGGCCUCCUCCACGUCUCCUGAUGUACUGGCCUGUCUCCUGGUAGCGCCUCCAUGCUCUGGACACUACGCUGACAGACACAGCAAACCUUCUUGCCACAGCUCGCAUUGAUGUGCCAUCCUGGAUGAGCUGCACUACCUGAGCCACUUGUGUGGAUUGUAGACAACGUCUCAUGCUACCACUAGAGUGAAAGCACCGCCAGCAUUCAAAAGUGACCAAAACAUCAGCCAGGAAGCAUAGGAACUGAGAAGUGGUCUAUGGUCACCACCUGCAGAACCACUCCUUUAUUGGGGGUGUCUUGCUAAUUGCCUAUAAUUUCCACCUGUUGUCUAUUCCAUUUGCACAACAGCAUGUGAAAUUUAUUGUCAAUCAGUGUUGCUUCCUAAGUGGACAGUUUGAUUUCACAGAAGUGUGAUUGACUUGGAGUUACAUUGUGUCGUUUAAGUGUUCCCUUUAUUGUUUUGAGCAGUGUAGUUAAAGCUCUUUUCUUGUGGCAACAGGUCACAAAUCUUUUUGAUGGCACACUGUGGUAUUUCACCCAAUAGAUAUGGGAGUUUAUCAAAAUGGGAUUUGUUUUCUAAUUCUUUGUGGGUCUGUGUAAUCUGAGGGAAAUAUGUGUCUCUAAUAUGGUCAUACAUUUGGCAGGAGGUUAGGAAGUGCAGCUCAGUUUCCACCUCAUUUCUCUCUCUACCUCUCUCUGUCUCUCUCUCUCUCUACAUCUCUACCUUAGUCAGUUAAAGUUAAAUUCCUUCUGGCUGUUUAAACACAGAGAGUUGUAAUCAUGAUAGUUGAUCACAUUACCUUUUUCCCUUCCUCCCCUAGUCCUGCUCUUCUUCGUCCCCUAGUCCUGCUCCUCUUCCUCCCCUAGUCCUGCUCCUCUUCCUCCCCUAGCCCUGCUCCUCUUCCUCCCCUAGUCCUGCUCCUCUUCCUCCCCUAGUCCUGCUCCUCUUCCUCCCCUAGUCCUGCUCCUCUUCCUCCCCUAGUCCUGCUCCUCUUCCUCCCCUAGCCCUGCUCCUCUUCCUCCCCUAGUCCUGCUCCUCUUCCUCCCCUAGCCCUGCUCCUCUUCCUCCCCUAGUCCUGCUCCUCUUCCUCCUCUAGCCCUGCAGGUGUUGUUGGACCAGUCCACCAAGGCUAACUCUCUCCUCUUCCUCCCCUAGUCCUGCUCCCCUUCCUCCCCUGCUCCUCUUCCUCCUCUAGCCCUGCAGGUGUUGUUGGACCAGUCCACCAAGGCUAACUCUCCCCUCUUCCUCCUCUAGCCCUGCAGGUGUUGUUGGACCAGUCCACCAAGGCUAACUCUCCCCUCUUCCUCCCCUCUUCCUCCCCUCUUCCUCCCCUAGCUCUGCAGGUGUUGUUGGACCAGUCCACCAAGGCUAACUCUCCCCUAAAGGGGCAUGAGAGGACUGUGCAGUACCUCCAGAGACUGGGUGAGCUCACCUCCCAACACCACCUCAACACUAUGUUUUAAACAUCCAAAUAAAAACUGGGUUAGAGACAUACAAUAGGCUUUACAGACAACAUAUGUAAAUGUGUGACUGACAGAGAACACGUGCACACGGUUAUAGCACCAUAACACCAAAUGAAUACCACAUACUGCUCAAUAACUAUCAUACCCACAUCCCACUCUCAUCUCUGAGCUCUCUAAGACUCCUCUUUUUCUCUCCUCAGGGAUGGAGAAUCUGGGCAUCAUCUUUGAGUUCUCUCCCUGGGUGCUGAAGAUCUGUCCUGAAGACGGACUGAAGGUGAGAGAGUGCCUCAAUUCCAAAUCGACCCCUUUCCCUUGCCCCUACACUCGAUGGAGUGACACUCCUUGUGACGUGUUUAAUACUGCAGAAUCGAGGGCCACUUGGAGAUGAAACCAAGGGAUCAAUAAAUGCAUCAACUUCUAAACACCCUCCAACUUGAGGGAGAAUUUAAUGUGAAAAUCAUGAAACAAGAAAAUUGUCACAGUAUUUAUAUUGUGUGUCUGUCUCUGCCCCAGAUCUUCACUGAGGACCUGACGGAGGUAGAGACCCUGCCCAGAGACAAGGUCCUGAACUUCCUGAAGGAGGGUUUUAAGGAGAUGGCCUGUGCCCUACCUGGAGCCAAUCAUACAUGUUCUGGGAGGAGGACCAUGACCAGAGUUCCAUAACGUCCUCAUACAGCUUGGUACCUAUGAGAGGGUCCCAGGGGCUCCAUGAAGCAGUACCUCAACCUCCCUGCCCGAGGGUAAGAUCUACUACUACUAUGCUACUACUACUAUCACUACUACUACUACCACCAUACUACCACUACUUACUGACCACCACUACUACUACUAUACUACACUACUGACUACGACGACGAUACGACACAGACGGCUACCGAACUAAGUACUACUACGAUCGUAGACUACUACGAAGCACGACGAAGACGACCACCACGACGACUACCACCACUACUACCUACACCACUGACUACCACGACUACACUACUACUACUACUAACUACUACUACUACACUACUACUACUACUGACUACUACUACACUACUACACUACUACUACUACAGCUACUACUAUCACUACUAUCACUACUACCUACUACACCAUAACUACUACUACUACUACACUACUAAUACCUACUACUACUACUACUAUACACUACUACUCACUACUACUUACUACACACUAACUACUUACUACUACACUACACUUACUACACCAUACAUACUACUCACUACUCUACUACUACUACUCUACUGCUACUACUACUACUACUGAUCUACGACUACUACUACUACUACUACUAUACUACUACUACUAUACUACUACCACUACUACUACUACUACUCAUCUCUACUACUACUACUACUACUACUACUGACUACUACUACUACUACCACUAUCACUACUACUACUCUACUACUGACUACUACUCUACUACUACUACUACUACUACUACUACUACUACUACUACUACUACUACUACUACUACUAUCACUACUACUACUACUACUACUACUACUAUCACUACUGGUACUACUACUACUACUACUACUACUACUACUAUCACUUCUACUACUACUACUACUACUACUACUACUACUACUUCUACUACUACUACUACUAGUACUGCUACUACUAUUACUACAGUACUGAUACAGCUGUACCUAGAGAUGGUCCAGGGACUCAUGAAGCAGUACCUCAACUGUUUACUACUACUGCCGCUACUACUAUCACUACUACUACUCAAAUCAAAAUCAAAUCAAAUGUUAUUUGUCACAUGCACCGAAUACAACAGGUGUAGAACUUACCGUGAAAUGCUUACUUACAAGCCCUUAACCAACAAUGCAGUUCAAUAAAUAGUUAAGAAAAGAUUUACGAAAUAAAGUUAAAAAUAAAAAUGUCACACAAUAAAAUAACAAUAAUGAGGCAAUAUACAGUACCUAUACCGAGUCAAUGUGCGGGGGUACAGGUUAGUCGUGGUAACUUGUACAUGUAGGUAGGGGUAAAGUGGAGUAGCAGCAGUGUAAAAACAAAGGGGUUGUCAAUGUAAAUAUUCCGGGUGGCCAUUUUAUUAAUUGUUCAGGAGUCUUAUGGCUUGGGGGUAGAAGCUGUUAGGGAGCCUUUUGGACCUAGACUUGCCGCUCCAGUACCGCUUGCCGUGCAGUAGCAGAGAGAACAGUCUGACUUGGUUGACUGGAGUCUUUGACAAUUUUUUGGGCCUUUCCCUGACAACGCCUAGUGUAUAGGUCCUGGAUGGCAGGAAGCUUGGCCCCAGUGAUGUACUGGGCUGUACACACUACCCUCUGUAGUGCCUUGCGGUCGUAGGCCAAGCAGUUAUCAUACCAGGCGGUGAUGCAACCGGUCAGGAGGCUCUUGAUGGUGCAGCUGUAGAACUUUGAGGAUCCCAUGCCAAAUCUUUUCAGUCUCCUGAGGGGGAAAGGGUGUUGUCAUGCCCUCUUCACGACUGUCUUGGUGUGUUUGGACCAUGAUAGUUUGUUGGUGAUGUGGACACCAAGGAACUUGAAACUCUCGACCCGCUCCACUACAGCCCCGUGGAUGUUAAUGGGGCCCUGUUCGGCCGGCCUUUUCCUGUAGUCCACAAUCAGCUCUUUUGUCUUGCUCACAUUGAGGGCGAGGUUGUUGUCCUGGCACCACACUGCCAGGUCUCUGACCUCCUCCCUAUAGGCUGUCUCAUCGUUGUUGGUGAUCAGGCCUACCACUGUUGUGUCGUCAGCAAACUUAAUGAUGGUGUUGGAGUCGUGCCUGGCCAUGCAGUCAUGGGUGAACAGGGAGUACAGGAGGGGACUAAGCACGCACCCCUGAGGGGCCCCCGUGUCGAGGAUCAGCGUGGCAGAUGUGUUGUUGCCUACACGUACCACCUGGGGGCGGCCCGUCAGGAAUUCCAGGAUCCAGUUGCAGAGGGAGGUGUUAGUCCCAGGGUCCUUAGCUUAGUGAUGAGCUUUGAGGGCACUAUGGCGCUGAACGCUGAGCUGUAGUCAAUGAACAGCAUUCUCACAUAGGUGUUCCUUUUGUCCAGGUGGGAAAGGGCAGUGUGGAAUGCGAUUGAGAUUGCGUCAUCUUUGGAUCUGUUGGGGCAGUAUGUGAAUUGGAGUGGGUCUAGGGUUUCCAGGAUGAUGGUGUUGAUGUGAGCCAUGACUAGCCUUUCAAAGCACUUCAUGGCUACCGACGUGAGUGCUACAGGUCGGUAGUCAUUUAGGCAGGUUACCUUCGCUUUCUUGGGCACAGGGACUAUGGUGGUCUGCUUGAAACAUGUAGGUAUUACAGACUCGGUCAGGGAGAGGUUGAAAAUGUCAGUGAAGACACUUGCCAGUUGGUCUGCGCAUGCUCUGAGUACACGUCCUGGUAAUCUGUCUGGCCCUGCGGCCUUGUGAAUGUUGUCCUGUUUAAAGGUCUUGCUCACAUCGGCGACGGAGAUCGUGAUCACACAGUCAUCCGGAACAGCUGAUGCUCUCAUGCAUACUUCAGUGUUGCUUGCCUCGAAGCGAGCAUAAAAAGGCAUUUAGCUUGUCUGGUAGGCUCGCGUCACUGGGCAGCUCGCAGCUGGGUUUCCCGUAAUAGUUUGCAAGCCCUGCCACAUCCGACGAGUGUCAGGGCAUAGCGGGAUUUCUUAUAAGCGUCCGGAUUUGCAUUCCGCUCCUUGGGAUAUGUAUGUACGGUCACUGUAGGGUCAACGUCGUCCAUGCACUUAUUGAUGAAGCCAGUGACUGAUGUGGUGUACUCCUCAAUGCCAUCGGAAGAGGGCGAGAGAGAGCUUUGUAUGCGUCUCUGUGUGUGGAGUAAAGGUGGUCUAGAGUUCUUUUUUUUUUUUACGUCUGGUUGCACAUUUAACAUGCUGGUAGAAAUUAGGUAAAACGGAUUUAAGUUUCCCUGCAUUAAAGUCCCCGGCCACUAGGAGCGCCGCCUCUGGAUGAGCGUUUUCCUGUUUUCUUAUGGCCUUAUACAACUCAUUGAGUGCAAUCUUAAUGCCAGCAUCGGUUUGUGGUGGUAAAUAGACGGCUAAAAAUAAUAUAGAUAAUCUCUCUUGGUAGAUAGUGUGGUCUACAGCUUAUCAUGAGGUACUCUACCUCAGGCGAGCAAUACCUUGAGACUUCUUUAAUAUUAGACAUUGCGUACCAGCUGUUAUUGACAAAUAGACACACACCCCCGCCCCUCGUUUUACCAGACGUAGCUGUUCUGUCCUGCCGAUGCACGGAAAACCCAGCCAACUCUAUAUUAUCCGUGUCGUCGUUCAGCCACGACUCGGUGAAACAUAAGAUAUUACAGAUAGUCUUGAUCGUAGGUCAUCCAGUUUAUUUUCCAGUGAUUGCACGUUGGCCAAUAGAACGGAUGGUAGAGGCGGUUUACCCACUCGCCGAAGAAUUCUCACAAGGCACCCCGACCUCCGCCCCCUGUAUUUCUCAUGAAGCAGUCCCUCAACUCCCUGCCUGAAGGAAAGACCUGCCUAAGGGACGACUAUACACACUACUGGAGGCCUGUGGAUAAGCCAGCAGUUAUCAGCCAGUAGGGCUGAGCGAUUAACCGAAAUGUCGGUUAUCUUUCGUUUUUUAAACAACUAAUUGACUUGCGCCGGUUCAGUUAUUUGAAAUUCCAUUUCGUUCUGUUUUUGUCUGUGAGCUCAAUGCGCACAUUGCGCUGCAGUUUCUCUAGAGAUGCAUCAGGUCAUGCCUGAACUGUGCGAUGUACUAGGGAGGUGUAGUUUCCAACAUGCCGAUGUUCUACAUAGUUUAGCGUUGAAAACGUGAUAAUGAACUACAAUGAUCAUGAUCCAAUCCGCGGCUGUGUUUCUUUUACGCCUGCUACGUAAGGUACCGAAGAAUGCACGGUCAAGUGGGGAUACAUGGAGAGCAGUUUCUUCGAGGUAUCGCUAUCUGAAAAUACAUCUACAGUGAGGGAAAAAAGUAUUUGAUCCCCUGCUGAUUUUGUAUGUUUGCCCACUGACAAAGACAUGAUCAGUCUAUAAUUUUAAUGGUAGGUUUAUUUGAACAGUGAGAGACAGAAUAACCCCCCCAAAAAAUUCAGAAAAAACACAUGUCAAAAAUGUUACAAAUUGAUUUGCAUUUUAAUGAGGGAAAUAAGUAUUUGACCCCUCUGCAAAACAUUACUUAGUACUUGGUGGCAAAACCCUUGUUGGCAAUCACAGAGGUCAGACGUUUCUUGUAGUUGGCCACCAGGUUUGCACACAUCUCAGGAGGGAUUUUGUCCCACUCCUCUUUGCAGAUCUUCUUCAAGUCAUUAAGGUUUCGAGGCUGACGUUUAGCAACUCGAACCUUCAGCUCCCUCCACAGAUUUUCUAUGGGAUUAAGGUCUUGAGACUGGCUAGGCCACUCCAGGACCUUAAUGUGCUUCUUCUUGAGCCACUCCUUUGUUGCCUUGGCCGUGUGUUUUGGGUCAUUGCCAUGCUGGAAUACCCAUCCACGACCCAUUUUCAAUGCCCUGGCUGAGGGAAGGAGGUUCUCACCCAAGAUUUGAUGGUACAUGGCCCUGUCCAUCAUCCCUUUGAUGCGGUGAAGUUGUCCUGUCCCCUUAGCAGAAAAACACCCCCAAAGCAUAAUGUUUCCACCUCCAUGGUUGACUGUGGGGAUGGUGUUCUUGGGGUCAUAGGCAGCAUUCCUCCUCCUCCAAAAACGGCGAGUUGAGUUGAUGCCAAAGAGCUCGAUUUUGGUCUCAUUUGACCACAACACUUUCACCCAGUUCUCCUCUGAAUCAUUCAGAUGUUCAUUGGCAAACUUCAGACGGGCCUGUAUAUGUGCUUUCUUGAGCAGGGGGACCUUGCGGGCACUGCAGGAUUUCAGUCCUUCACAGAGGAGUGUGUUACCAAUUGUUUUCUUGGUGACUAUGGUCCCAGCUGCCUUGAGAUCAUUGACAAGAUCCUCCCGUGUAGUUCUGUGCUGAUUCCUCACCGUUCUCAUGAUCAUUGCAACUCCACAAGGUGAGAUCUUGCAUGGAGCCCCAGGCCGAGGGAGAUUGACAGUUCUUUUGUGUUUCUUCCAUUUGCGAAUAAUCGCACCAACUGUUGUCACCUUCUCACCAAGCUGCUUGGCGAUGGUCUUGUAGCCCAUUCCAGCCUUGUGUAGCUCUACAAUCUUGUCCCUGACAUCCUUGGAGAGCUCUUUGGACUUGGCCAUGUUGGAGAGUUUGGAAUCUGAUUGAUUGAUUGCUUCUGUGGACAGGUGUCUUUUAUACAGGUAACAAACUGAGAUUAGGAGCACUCCCUUUAAGAGUGUGCUCCUAAUCUCAGCUCGUUACCUGUAUAAAAGACACCUGGGAGCCAGAAAUCUUUCUGAUUGAGAGGGGGUCAAAUACUUAUUUCCCUCAUUAAAAUGCAAAUCAAUUUAUAACAUUUCUGACAUGCGUUUUUCUGGAUGUUUUUGUUGUUAUUCUGUCUCUCACUGUUCAAAUAAACCUACCAUUAAAAUUAUAGACUGAUCAUGUCUUUGUCAGUGGGCAAACGUACAAAAUCAGCAGGGGAUCAAAUACUUUUUUCCCUCACUGUAAGUGACUGAGAGUUGGUAUUCAGCAGUCAUAAAAGUAUGCCUUAUUUACUACUACAAUAGUGAUUUUGUCAAAUUGCAAAGACAGCAGCUCUAUGGAGAUGAUAUGACGACCUGAAUGAAAUAAUAAAGUCAUCAAAUAAAACAAAUGCAAUAUACACAAGAACUGAAAUAUUUUAUUGAAGUAAAGUAAUGUGAAUAACUGAUGGCUAAUAAGUGAUAAGCAGUAUUUUGGCAGUCGCUACCAUCAUGGGACUUUUAUUCAUGGUUUUAUUCUGUGUUACGGCAUUCAACCCACAUAAUGCAUAGUGCAUUUCAUGUUUAAAAAAUAUAAUCGAAAUCGAAACGACCUCAGAAAGCACUAAUCGCUCAGCACUAUCAGCCAGCGUAUCUUACUGGACUGAGAAAAUGGACAAAAUACUUUUUGGAAGCCUGCGAAAUAUCUAGUAUCAUCGAUCUAUAAAUGGCCCUGGCCCCAUCACACUUCCCUGAGGUACUCCAUAGCUGAUAUGUGAUAUUCUAAUAGAUCUGUCUGUUUUGUCUUCCUGUAGGGGUUCCUGGAGUGGCUGCUGGGAAGGAGGAGGGGGACCUGGGAGAGUUCAGGAAGAAGCUAGUGUGUUUCCUGGAGGUCUCUACCAGCUACGAACCAGGACGACUCAUCUCCGACUUCCCCUUCGAUGGUGAGGAGACCAGAAGGCUAUAGUAGAGACUGUAAACUAUUGUAGGGACUGUAGAGGUGUUUCCUGGAGGUCUCUACCAGCUACGAACCAGAACGACUCAUCUCUGACUUGAGAAUGGGAUGGUUGUGGGUAGAUUCAACAGUUAUUGUGCUUCCUCCUGACUGGUUGUACUUCCAGUGAUCGUAUGCAGUCCUUUUAUUACUUUUUUUAGUUUAUUAUUAUUAUUAUUAUUUAUUUUUACUUCUUUAGUUGAAAGUACUGAUUGGAUAAGAGAGUUUGUUUGGUACUCUAGCCUGGGUCCCAGAUCUGUUUGUGCUGUCUUGCCAACUCCUAUGGCAAAUGGCUGUAUGCUAGCCUCCGUGAAUGUGUGUUCACCAUGCCACUAGGUUGAAGAUGACAAAGGUUAAGACACGAGGAUUGUGAUAUCCCAGAGCUCUUUGCAUGAAUGAGGAAGAAUUCGAAACAAUGGGACCAGCGAUGCUAGUUAGCAACGACGCUGGUCUCAUUUAAUCUGUUUUUUUAAAAGCUUCCGCAUGGAAUCAUAACUUGUCCUAACCUGGGUAUCUUCAACCUAGUGGCACGGUGAACACACAUUCACGGAGGCUAGCACACAGCCUCAGCCGUGUCGUUUGUCUGUGUCAGGUCUUCUGGAGGAGCGUGCCCUGCUGCUGGGUCGGAUGGGGAAACAUGAACAGGCCCUCUUCAUCUACGUACACGUCCUGAAGGACACACACAUGGCCAAGGAGUGAGUAGUACUAUACACACACACAACACACCACACACACACACACACACACACACACACACACACACACACACACACACACACACACACACACACACACACACACACACACGGAUAGUUAGCUGACGAAGGUUUAGCCUCUUCCCCUCUGAAGUCUACUGAGAAUCUGUGCCGGCAGGAAAAAAAUAGCCUUUUUCAUUAGACACCAAACAUGGUGACUUGGUGGGGGCUGGGUUGGGCUGGGGAAAGGGGAAGGGAUGACACCAAACAUGGUGACUUGGUGGGGGCUGGGUUUGGGCUGGGGAAAGGGGAAGGGAUGACACCAAACAUGGUGACUUGGUGGGGGCUGGGUUGGGCUGGGGAAAGGGGAAGGGAUGACACCAACAUGGUGACUUGGUGGGGGCCGGGUUGGGCUGGGGAAAGGGGAAGGGAUGACACCAAACAUGGUGACUUGGUGGGGGCUGGGUUGGGCUGGGGAAAGGGGAAGGGAUGACACCAAACAUGGUGACUUGGUGGGGGCUGGGUUGGGCUGGGGAAAGGGGAAGGGAUGACACCAAACAUGGUGACUUGGUGGGGGCCGGGUUGGGCUGGGGAAAGGGGAAGGGAUGACACCAAACAUGGUUGACUUGGUGGGGCUGGGUUGGGCUGGGGAAAGGGGAAGGGAUGACACCCAAACAUGGGUGACUUGGUGGGGGCUGGGUUGGGCUGGGGAAAGGGGAAGGGAUGACACCAAACAUGGUGACUUGGUGGGGGCUGGGUUGGAAGGGGAAGGGAUUUAACACUUGCUCAUGCAUCAUGUGACACCAAAUAAUACUGGGACCAUUUCAACACUAUUGCAUGUUCAGCAGAUGAUAAUAAUAAUAAUAUGCCAUUUAGCAGACGCUUUUAUCCAAAGCGACUUACAGUCAUGUGUGCAUGCAUUUUUGUGUAUGGGUGGUCCCUGGGAUCGAACCCACUACCUUGGCGUUACAAGCGCCGUGCUCUACCAGCUGAGCUACAGAGGACCUUAAAGAAAAUUGCAGUUUUCCUACUCGUUCUAUAGUACAGUCUUUCUUAUUUUCCAGUAUUUUUUUCCCCGUGAUUUAUAUUGAGACAAACAAACAAAUGUUUCGAUUCCUACCUGUUAUCGUUCUAUCUCAAUAAACACUGGGCCCAAUAUGAAAGUUAAGGGUUUAAUGCCAGGGAACCGUGUUACCGGAAUUUCCUGCCCAAACCCACUCCCUUUUCCCAGGAUGAAUAAUUGCGAGAAACCGGUAAAACAUAAUAAACAGCGUGACGUGAAACGGAACUGUUCAAUUAUAUGCAAUGUCUAAAUCUGUCUUCAUAUUUACUAUGUACCGUAUCUACUCAGGGUGUGUUGUUGUAGCCUGCUGUUAAAGUGUACUGCUAGCUAGCUAGCUAACGUUAGCUGGCAGGCUAGUUAGCUAACGUUACGUGUAUGAUCUGUGUAGUAAUAUUAUUUGUAUGUUGACCGGCAGUGGCAAGUGGCAGAGAGACGGCGCUGACAAUAGCAAUUUUCAUCCCUCGACUCCAGCCGUGUCAACUGGUAAAUAUUGGCUGAUAUUUCAGUCAGAUGUCUAGCUAGCUAGGUAGCUCAAGGGCUCUGGCAAUUAGCCAUGUAGCUAGCUAUAAAUAGCUGGUUAGAAGCUAACGUUGAACGGAGCCUGAACUCAGCAGGAGCAGUUGACUGAAAAUAAGCUAGCUAUAAUCAGAAGAUGGGCUACUAUAACUUAUCGUAAACAAAAUACCUUUGCGCGGUUGCAUAAGACAUAUGCGUUUAGCUUAAGGAAUAAUUUUCUCUUACCUAAGGGAAUUGUUUAAGGGUGUUUGCAUAGAGCCCCUCAAAUAUGUCCUUAGGUAAGGGCAUACUUAAGGGGUUUUACGGUAGUUUGAAGGCAUGUAUGGCAGAAAGAGUACCUGGUUUCCAUGGAGACGGCCUGAUUCACUGACUAAACGUCUCGUCAAAGAGAUCGCUUUAAUUUUGUGAGAUAGCAAAAUAGAACUUCUACAAUCGAGACAGGAUAACCAAAUUGUUUCAGAAGAUAAUAAAUCUUGUUUCUUGUAGUUACUUUUUUCUCAACUGUUGUUUAUAUUACUUUCUAGUACGUCAAGCUAGCUAACAGAGUAACUAUAGCUAACUAGCCAGCUAGCUUUGUAGCCAUGGAUUGUGCACCUUCCAUUGUUUUAGCUAAGUAGCUAGCUGGUUGAUGUUUUCCUUUUGUAACCAGAGCGGAUGAAAGCAACAUUUCACCUCCACGAAUGCUGUUUACAUUGAUAUCCAUACUGAAUGAAGCAGUUAAGGGACCUCAUGAGCACCCUUAACUUUUUUUCAUUUAAUUUAAGGGGGAAAUUCACCUUUUUAAAAUGUUUUGUGCAACUGACUUUAACGUUAAGGAAACUUUUAAGGGAAAAGAUAAGGGGGGAAUUAACUUAAUGUGUUGUUAUGCAAGCCGGCCCUUUACUUUACAGAGAGUAGUGAGACUGAUAGGGGUCCCCUGAGAGAAACCUAUCGAACACAUGAAUAACUAGUUUUUCUUCAUAAGGGUAUAGAAUACGACAUUUUAGAGUCUCCUAAUGGCCUUUUUUACACAGUCAGAAUUCCCUUUCGUCUUAAGUGUUUGGACAGCCUUUGGGACAUAACAUUUUGUGGAAUAUAAAGACCAUUUAAAUAUAAAGACAAUUUUAUGUUAUCAUAUGCACUGAACAAAAAUAUAAGUUUUAUAUAAGGAAAUCAGUCAACAUCAUCAGUCCUGACUUACCACUCAUGUAUGUAGUAAAUAAGUCGUGAAACACGUAUUAUAGAGGAGAACUUGUAAGGUAGUGAUGAAUAGUAAGGUAGUUAUGAAUAGGAAGGUAGUGAUGAAUAGUAAGGUAGUUAUGUUAUUUUUUUACAAGUUUGUUGCACAGCCAUUGAAGAGGAGUGGGACAAUAUUCCACAGGCCACAAUCAACAGCCUGAUCAACUCUAUGCGAAGGAGAUGUGUCGGCGCUGCAUGAGGUGGUCACACGACUGGUUUUCUGAUCCAUGCCCCUACCUUUUUUUUAAAAGGUAUCUGUGACCAACAGAUGUACAUCUGUAUUCCCUGUCAUGUGAAAUCCAUAGAUUAGGGCCUAAUGAAUUUAUUUAAAUCGACUGAUUUCCUUUUAUGAACUGUAACUCAGUAAAGUCUUUGAAAUUGUUGCAUGUUGCAUUUAUAUUUUUGUUCAGUCCAAAAUUGCUUUUUAAUUCUGUCAUGGAAAUAAAUGUAUUUCCUAUGCCUUUAGUUUUCCAUGUGGACCAAUUUAUCUGUGAAUUGUGAAAAGCUCUCCAAGGAUUGUUCCACCGGGGUGUGUUUUCAGGGAGUGAUAUUGGUUCUUGUAGAAUACAUUUCAUUUUCUCCCAUGUUGUUAUAGGGUUCUUAACAUUGAAGUUGGUAAUGUUGAAAAUCGACAAAUUAAAAUAUUCUGGGGAUGACUAUGUACCCAUUGUUCCUCUUUAGUGCAGUUAACUAAAUGUCACAAGUAAAAGCCUUGGGUGGCGAGUUGAUACAAUUCCAAGUCUGGAAGUUUUAUUUGCCCAAAGUGGGCAGUUCUUAAGCUCUCUUCAAACACUUCUCUGCCCAGGAUGGUGUUUCCUGCUGAACUCUUCCCAGCUCUCCCUGUACCCCAGCAGCACAAUCCUCAGCUCUUGAGAGUUGGAGGGAGUCUUCUGGCAGAGAGACUGAGGGAGAGAGACCUGUUAUCCAUUUCUAAUUGUUUCAUUCUGAAUGCCGUUGUAAAGCUGUCGUUAGUACUGUCAACUGAUCAAAGUCAGUAGUACCUCAGGUGCCUUAGCCGACUCACCUCACCUUCCAUGGCUAAAGCUCAAUACACAGAGAGACUCAGUUUAUCUUUCCUAUAUUCCUUGCAGCAUCUCUCCUCGCCUCCUCCUCUAAAAACACACUGGAGAAGGUCAGAGGGCAGGGAUCUCGGGCUCGAUUGAGUAGGAGAUAGGAUAUGAGGAACGGCAGAAAGACCGUUAGAUUCAGGGACUGUUAUGUUGUGGUUUGCAACUAUUGCUAUUGCAGUUCCUCGUGGGGCCACAGUGGGAAAAACAGAUGACAAGUGUUGCUUUUUAAAGGAGCCUAUAAGAAUGAAUAACAUUUAGGUGUUACCUUGAUGUUCGUAGGCCAACAGUAUUCACACAAUGCGACAGCUCCUUAGCUUUGAUUUGUCAAAUAAUAAUCUUAAAGUUGAGGCGCUUACCAGAAUGUGAGGUUACAUUCCUGCGUUAAACUAGAGGACUGCCAGAUUUGAACCCUGUUGUCUGUCGUUACAAAUGAAAGUAUAAUACUUAGUUGUUAUGAACCAAACAGUUUUUAGAAAGGUGGCUUGAAAACAUUUGCUUAGUAUCAGAAAGAUAUCAAAGAAAAUAAACAAAACAAAAAACUUCACGCUGCUGGUGAGGGAAUGAAAGUUAGAGACCACGUUUCCUUUUUUUUGUUUCUAGGGAGUGGCAGUUGUUAUGCCAACGCGUAAGCCCCAAUAACACAGGACUGCUCAGUGAUGUUUAUAGCAGAUAAUACACCAAAGCAAAAAAUAUAUACGUUUGCAUAUGUUCUUGAAGUUUUGAGAAAUGGUUUUUAUCCUGUUAAAUAAUAUUUAAAUAAGUAUUUUAAAGGCCCAGUGCAGACAGAAUCCAGAUUUCCCUGUGUUUUAAUAUAGGGUUCCCAAUAUCCCUAGGGUUCCCAAUAUCCCUAGGGUUCCCAAUAUCCCUAGGGUUCCCAAUAUCCCUAGGGUUUCCAAUAUCCCUAGUGUUCCCAAUAUCCCUAGGGUUCCCAAUAUCCCUAGUGUUCCCAAUAUCCCUAGGGUUCCCAAUAUCCCUAGGGUUCCCAAUAUUCCUAGGGUUUCCAAUAUCCCUAGUGUUCCCAAUAUCCCUAGGGUUCCCAAUAUCCCUAGGGUUUCCAAUAUCCCUAGUGUUCCCAAUAUCCCUAGGGUUCCCAAUAUUCCUAGGGUUUCCAAUAUCCCUAGUGUUCCCAAUAUCCCUAGGGUUCCCAAUAUUCCUAGGGUUUCCAAUAUCCCUAGGGUUCCCAAUAUCCCUAGUGUUCCCAAUAUCCCUAGGGUUCCCAAUAUCCCUAGUGUUCCCAAUAUCCCUAGUGUUCCCAAUAUCCCUAGGGUUUCCAAUAUCCCUAGGGUUCCCAAUAUCCCUAGGGUUCCCAAUAUCCCUAGGGUUCCCAAUAUCCCUAGGGUUUCCAAUAUCCCUAGGGUUCCCAAUAUCCCUAGGGUUCCCAAUAUCCCUAGGGUUUCCAAUAUCCCUAGGGUUCCCAAUAUUCCUAGGGUUCCCAAUAUCCCUAGGGUUCCCAAUAUCCCUAGGGUUCCCAAUAUCCCUAGGGUUCCCAAUAUCCCUAGGGUUCCCAAUAUCCCUAGGGUUUCCAAUAUCCCUAGGGUUCCCAAUAUUCCUAGGGUUCCCAAUAUCCCUAGGGUUUCCAAUAUCCCUAGGGUUCCCAGAAUUCCUGUUUUGAGGAUUCCGUCUUUUCUGCUUAUUCCCUCCUGUUCCGGGAAUCUUCCAACUGGGAUUUCUGGAAAAAACCUGUGCAUUUUGGGAAAGUUGCAGGAAUUUGACAACCCUAUCAAUUAGUUAGUAGGACAGCAGCCUGUCUCCCACUAAAACAACCCACCAGCCAGAAACAAUAACAUGCUGAUUCAAAAAACCUCUUUCCAAAUAAGAAACGUAGAUGUUUUUAAAUUAUCCGCCACAUAUUAUAAUUUCUCUCCAGGCCUUGUCUAUGCUUUGCUGAGAUUAUUGUCAUUUUAUAAUGCUGCCAUUUUCUGUUUCUCUCCCUUCAGGUACUGUCACCGGCAUUAUGACCAAGACACAGACAGAAACAAAGAUGUGAGUAACUCCCUCUGAUUGACACGCGUUGAACUUGUACAGCUAGUAGGUAUUACAUGCAACUCUAUGGUAAACCUCUAUAUCUGGUAAUCCAGUGUUAUUCUAGUACAGGGUCUACCUGUCUCUAUGGUAAACCUCUAUAUCUGGUAAUCCAGUGUUAUUCUAGGACAGGGUCUACCUGUCUCUAUGGUAAACCUCUAUAUCUGGUAAUCCAGUGUUAUUCUAGGACAGGGUCUACCUGUCUCUAUGGUAAACCUCUAUAUCUGGUAAUCCAGUGUUAUUCUAGGACAGGGUCUACCUGUCUCUUAACCCCAUGUUGUUGUUAUACAGGUCUACCUGUCUCUGCUGCGCAUGUACCUGUCCCCUCCUGAUGUCCACUGCCUUGGCCCAAUCAAAAUGGAGCUGUCGGCGCCACAGGCCAAUCUAAAGGCUGCUCUACAGGUGCUGGAGCUGCACCACAGCCAGCUGAAUACCACUAAGGUAGGCUGCACCACAGCCAGCUGAAUACCACUAAGGUAGGCUGCACCACAGCCAGCUGAAUACCACUAAGGUAGGCUGCACCACAUCCAGCUGAAUACCACUAAGGUAGGCUGCACCACAGCCAGCUGAAUACCACCAAGGUAGGCUGCACCACAUCCAGCUGAAUACCACGAAGGUAGGCUGCACCACAUCCAGCUGAAUACCACUAAGGUAGGCUGCUGAAUACCACUAAGGUAGGCUGCACCACAGCCAGCUGAAUACCACUAAGGUAGGGUGCACCACAGCCAUCUGAAUACCACUAAGGUAGGCUGCACCACAACCAGCUGAAUACCACUAAGGUAGGCUGCACCACAGCCAGCUGAAUACCGCCAAGGUAGGCUGCACCACAGCCAGCUGAAUACCGCCAACACAGGUGGAACAAUGAGACAGAUAUUUCACUGGAUGUUUAAAUGUGAAGCAUUCGCUUUGCGUUUCCACUCGCUACCAAAUAUGGAACGAGAUGGAUUUUGGCUGACAUUCUGCAAAUGUUCUUAUCGAUGAAACAUUUGAUCUCAAUACAGUUCUCUGUUCCCAAAACUAGAAUAUGUUAUGAACAGAGUGGACUACGGUUUGUAAACUUUACCCUUUGCCAUAGUUUUUAAAAAAUUGCGUUGUUUAGAAGGAGUGCAAAGGUGAAUUGAUUUAUUGCACACGCACACUUCACAGAUUAGGCGUUCCCUAACGGAAAAAUGCUCAGGAUGCUAGAACGCGCCAAUAGGAUCUCGCUAGCUCGUGCUUGGCUCUGCCCCCCUCCUUGCUUCUUCUGCCCACUAUGGCUCAUUUGUUCCCAUUGGAAACGACAGGCUGUUGUCUGUCUUGGUUUAGUUAUAAAGAUCUUUGCCACCAAGGUAAGGAGAAGGCUGUCUGUCACUGUAUGUAUGUGGUGUUGGGCAGCACCAGUGAUCAGAGAGAUUCUGGGCUCUGAAUUGUGGGUUUAUGAACAGGUUUCUAUAACCUGUACAGUGGAGCUGCUCUCUGCUCUCCCAUAUUGAGUUUUAAUGUGGCUCUGCUUUCAUUUCCCCUGGCUCAGCUCCCAGCAAAGAGAGAGAGAGAGAGCACAGAGAGAGGGAGGGAGGGAGCACAGAGAGAACAGAGGGAGGGAGCACAGAGAGAACAGAGGGAGGGAGGGAGAGAACAGAGGGAGGGAGGGAGAGAAGAGGGAGGGAGGGAGGGAGCAACAGAGAGAGGGAGGGAGGGAGGAGAAAGAGAGCGGGAGAGAGGGAGGGAGCACAGAGAGAGAGAGGGAGGGGAGGGAGGGAGAAAGAGAGAGGGGGGGAGGGAGGGAGCAAAAAGAGAGGGAGAGAGGGAGGGAGCACAGAGAGAGAGAGGGAGGGAGGGAGGGGAGCACAGAGAGAGAGAGAGGGAGGGAGGGAGGGAGCACAGAGAGAGGGAGGGAGGGAGAGAGCACAGAGAGAGGGAGGGAGGGAGAGAGCACAGAGAGAACAGAGGGAGGGAGGGAGAGAACAGAGCUGGUCCUCAGUAGCUCAAUUGGUAGAGCACGGCGUGUAACGCCAGGGAGUGGGUUCGAUCCCGGGACACCCAUACGUAAAAUGUAUGCAACACAUGAAUGUAGUCGUUGGAGAAAGCGUAUGCAAAGCAUUAAUUAUAUAUAUUAACAGAGGGAGGGAGUAGAGAGAACAGAGAGAGAAUUAGCCUACGCCUGAAGGGAUGCUGUACAGAAUCAGAAAAUCGCGGGCUCAUGCUGUACAAAUGGGGUACUAGAACACCACGUCACUAUUCAAACUACUCCUAUCAAUCCGCCUCUAGUCCCUCCUAUACGGAAGGAGACCGAGACGGAGAACCCGAUACACGAUACAAGGAAGAGAAGAGUGAUGAGCACGCGAAAGAAGCGCCAGACGAACGCUAGAAGAACGUAGAGAGCCGAAGAGGAAGAGCGUAAGACAGCAGAGGGAGAAGACGCAACGAGAUGAGGAAGAGGAUAGCAGCCGAAAGAAGCGAGAUAAGAAAGCAGCGGGGGCGUAAGUGAUAGAGAAGGACGACCCGAAGCGAGACAGGACAUAUAGGUCUACUCCGAUCUCUCCAUUCUACAGCCUCUCAGAUCAUCACGCACUCUAUCACUGCCCUCAACUCCUCGUUCUGCUCUCCUCUAUCCUCUGCCCUACCUCCUCUCCUCCCUCUCCUCUCUCGCCUCAUCCUCUCUACCUUUCCUCCUCCCUCCCUUCCUCUUCCUCCUCCUCUCUCCUCUCCACUGAUGAUUCGACUCCAUUUCAUCCGCUCUUCCCUUCGUUGUCUACUCUCACUUUUGAUCUCUCAUCACCUUCUCCCCUCAUACCACUCUCCCCCGGGGGGGGGGGGGGGGGGGGAGAGGGGGAAGGGGGAGGGAGGGAGGGGAAACCCGAGAGGGGGGGGAGGGAAAAGAACAGAUUUUUUUCUUUUUAAAAACCCCCCCCCCCCGGGGGGGGGUUUUUUUUUUUUUUUUUUUUUUUUUUCUUCCUUUCCCUUUUUCUCCCCUGCGCUUGUCCCCCCAGGUAGUGGGUUCGAAUCCCUGGGACCCACCAUACGAAAAAGUAUGACACAAAGACUGUAAAUCGCUUUGGAUAAAAGCGGCUGCAAUGGGCCAAAUUUAAAAAUUAUAAAUUUAUUUAACUAGAGGGGAGGGAGAUAGAGAAGAGACAGAAGAGAAUUAGCCUACCUGAAAAUGGAGCUGCAGAAUCAGAAACGCUGGGCUCCAGCUGUUCACAAUGUUACUGAACCCCACUGUCCACAGACAUCUCCCUCUCUCCUCCUCUCCCUCCCCUCUCCUCUCCUCCCCCUCUCCUCUCCUCUCCUCUCCUCCUCCUCUCCUCUCCUCUCCCUCCUCUCCUCUCCUUCCUCUCCUACGGAUCCUCUCCUUGUCCCCCUCUCCCUCUCUUCCUCUCCUCUCCUCUCCUCCUCCUCUCCUCCCCCUCCCUUUUCCCUCUGGCCUGCUCUCCUCUCUCUCCUCUCUCCUCUCCCUCCUUUCUUUCCUCCUCUCUCUUCCCUUCCCUCCCCCUCAUCCUCCCUCCUCUUUCCUUCUCCCUUCUCCUCUCCUCCUCCCUCUUCCCCGGUCCUCCGCCCUCUCCUCCUUCUCCUCCUCUCCUCCUCUCUCCUCCUCUCCUCUCGUUCCCUCUCUCGUUUUCCCUCCCCCUUCUCCCUCCUCCUCCCCUCACAAAUCCGUCCCCCUCUUCCCUUUCCCCCCUACCUUUCUAUUCCCGUCUCUCCUUCUCCUCCCCUCCUCUCUCCCUCUUCCUCUCCCCCUCUCCUCUCUCCUCCCCCUCCUCUUUCCUCCCUCCUCUCUCCUCUCCCUCCCUCCUCUUUCCUCUCCUCCUCUCUCCUCUCCCUCCUUCCUCUCCCUCCCUCUCCUCCUCCUCUCUCCUCUCCACUGAUGUGACUAAUGCGUUGUUACUCCCACAAUCUUCCCCUCCAGGACAUAACCUUCCCUCUCAGACCCUAAACCCUUUCACAUCUGUAACUGACAGUCUGGGAGUUUGGCAGACAAUUGUUUGAAAAUCUUGGGGUGUUCAGUAUCUCCCCCUACAGUAACACAAACCCGUAUCUCCCCCUACAUAAACGCACAGUAUUCCUCCCCCUACAGUAAAACAACACAGUAUCUCCCCCUACAGUAACACACCCGUAUCUCCCCCUACAGUAAACACCCAGUAUCUCCCCCUACAUUACACGCACCAGUAUCUCCCCCUACAGUAAACCACACAGUAUCUCCCCCUACAGUAAACGCACAGUCAUCUCCCCCUACCUAACACCACACAGUAUCUCCUCCUACAGUAAACACCAGUAAUCUCCCUCUACAGUAACACCACAGUAUCUCCCCCUACAGUAAACACACAGUACCUCAAGCUCCCCCUACGUAAACACACAGUAUCUCCCCCUACAGUAAACACACAGUAUCUCCCCCUACAGUAAACACACACAGUAUCUCCUCCUACAGUAAACACACACAGUAUCUCCUCCUACAGUAAACACACAGUAUCUCCCCCUACAGUAAACACACACAGUAAUCUCUCCCCCUACAGUAAACACACACAGUAUCUCCCCCUACAGUAAACACACACAGUAUCUCCCCCUACAGUAAACGCACAGUAUCUCCCCCUACAGUAAACACACACAGUAUCUCCUCCUACAGUAAACACACAGUAUCUCCCUCUACAGUAAACACACACAGUAUCUCCCCCUACAGUAAACACACAGUACCUCCCCCUACAGUAAACACACAGUACUCCCCCUACAGUAAACACCCACAGUAAUCUCCCCUACAGUAAAACACAACAGUAUCUCCUCCUACAGUAAACACACACAGUAUCUCCCCCUACAGUAAACACACAGUAUCUCCCCCUACAGUAAACACACAGUAUCUCCCCCUACAGUAAACACACAGUAUCUCCCCCUACAGUAAACACACACAGUAUCUCCCCCUACAGUAAACGCACAGUAUCUCCCCCUACAGUAAACACACACAGUAUCUCCUCCUACAGUAAACACCAGUAUCUCCCCCUACAGUAAACACCACAGUAUCUCCCCCUACAGUAAACACACAGUCCUCCCCCUACAGUAAACGACACAGUAUCGUCCCCCUACAGUAAACACACAGUAAUCUCCCCUACAGUAAACACACAGUAUCUCCCCUACAGUAAACACACAGUAAUCUCCCCCUACAGUAAACCACACAGUAUCUCCCCCUACAGUAAACACAUUAAACCCUCCCCUACAGUAACACACAGUUAUCUCCCCCUACAGUAACACAAACAGUAUCUCCUCCUACCGUAACACACACAGUAUCUCCUCCUACAGUAAACACCACACGUAUCUCCCCCUCAAGUAAACACACAGUAUACUCCCCCUACAGUAACACACGUAUCUCCCCCUACAGUAAACACACAGUAUCUCCCCCUACAGUAAACACACACGUAUCUCCUCCUACAGUAAACACACACAGGUAUCUCCCCCUACAGUAAACACACACGUAUCUCCUCCUACAGUAAACGCACAGUAUUUUCCCCCUACAGUAAACACACAGUAUCUCCCCCUACAGUAAACAAAACAGUAAACUCUCCCUACAGUAAACACACACACGUAAACUCCCCACAGUAAACCACCGUAUCUCUCCCUACAGUAAACCACACAGUAUCCCCCCUACAGUAAACACACAGUAUCUCCCCCUACAGUAAACACACAGUAUCUCCCCCUACAGUAAACACACAGUAUCUCUCCCUACAGUAAACACACACAGUAUCUCCCCCUACAGUAAACACCACAGUAUCUUCCCCCCCCACAGAAAAAACACCCGAUCUCCCCCUACAGUAAACACACAGUGUCUCCUCCUACAGUUAAAAAACACUAUCUCCCCCUACAGUAACCACAGUAUCUCCCCCUACAGUAAAAACACAGUUCUCCCCUACAGUAAAACCCCAGUGUCUCCUCCUACGUAAACCCACAGUAUCUCCCCCUACAGUAAACACAAAAGUAUCCUCCCCCUACAGUAAACACACACAGAAUCUCCCCCUACCAGUAACACCACAGUAUCUCCCCUACAGUAAACACACCACAGUAUCUCCCCCCUACAGUAAACACACACGUAUCUUCCCCCCACAGUAAACACACAUAUCUCCUCCUACAACACACACAGUAUCUCCCCCUACAGUAAACAAAACAGUAUCUCCUCCUACAGUAAACCCCACAGUACUCCCCCACGUAACACACAGUAUCUCCCCUCCCGUAAACACAACAGUAUCUCCCCCUCAGUAAAACCAACCCCAAAUAUCUCCCCUACAGUAAACACACACAGUAUUUUCCCCCUACAGUAAACACCCAGUAAUCUCCCCCUACAGUAAACACACAGUUUUCUCCCCACGUAACACACUCUCCCCCUACAGUAAACAACACGUAAUCCCCCUACAUAAACACACACAGUAUCUCCCCCCACAGUAAACCACAACAUAUCUCCCCCUACAUAACACCCCAGUAUCUCCCCUACAGUAAAAACACAGUAUCUCCCCCGACAGUAAACACACAAGUAUCUCCCCCUUACAGUAAACACACAGUAUCUCCCCUACAGUAAACACACAGUACUCUCCCCUACAUAAAAAACACAGUAUCUCCCCCUACAGUAAACACACCCGUAAACUCCCCCCUACAGUAAACACACAUAUCUCCCCCUACAUAAACACACCAUAUCUCCCCCUACAGUAACACACAGUAUCUCCCCUACCAGUAAACACACAGUAAUCCCCCUACAGUAAACACACACAGUAAACUCCCCCUACAGUAACACACAAUUCUCCCCUACAGUAAACCAAAACAGUAUCUCCCCUACAGUAAACCACAGUAUCUCCCCCUACACGUAAACACACAGUAUCUCCCCUACAGUAAACACACAGUUCCCCCUCCUACAGUAAAAACCACAGUAUCUCCCCCCUACAGUAAACACCCCAGUAAUCUCCCCCUACAGUAAACACACAGUUCUCCCCCUACAGUAAACCACAGUAUUCCCCCACGUAAACACACAAAGAUCUCCCCUACAUUAACACAACAGUCUCCUCCUCCUAACGUAAACACCCACGUAUCUCCCCUACAGUAAAAAAACACAAAAUAACUCCCCUACAGUAAAACACAGUUAUCUCCCCUACGAAACACCACAGAUCUCCUCCCUACAUAAACACACACAGUAUCUCCCUAGUAACCAACAUAUCUCCCCUACAGUAAACACACAAUCUCCCCCUACAUAACACACCGUAUCUCCCCCACAGUAACCACCAGUACUCCCCCUACUAAACACCAGUAUCCCCCCUACAGUAAACACACACAGUAUCUCCCCUACAGUAAACCACACAGUAUCUCCCCUCAGUAACCCGUAUCUCCCCCCUACAGUAACACACCAGUAUCUCCCCACAUAAACACACAUUCCCCCUACAAAACCAAAAUACCCCCAGAAAAAAACAACUCCCCCCUACAAACCCGUAUCUCCCCCUCAUAACACACAUACCCCCCUACUAACAACAGUAUCCCCCCCCUCUAAACACACGUAUCUCCCCCACAUAACCACAGUUCUCCCCCUACGAAAAAAACACAAGUAUCUCCCCCCAUAACCACAGUAUCUCCCCCUCAUAAACACACAAUCCCCCUACAGUAACACACAGUAUCUCCCCCUACAGUAAACCCCAGUAUCCCCCUCAGUAACCACAGUUUCUCCCCUACAUUUAAACCAACAGUAUCCCCCCAUUAACACCCCCCCUACAGUAAACACACAGUUUCUCCCUCUACAGUAAACCCAACAGUAUCUCCCCCUACCAGUAAAGACGACACAAGUAUCGCCCCCCCUAUCAGUAAGACACACCAGUUUCUCGCCUCUACAGUAAACAUAACAUGUUCCAGAGAGGGGAGGAGAAUGUUAAGAUUUUUUUCUUCUCAUACUCCAGCUUGAAAGAUCAGAAAUUGAUCCCCUGUGGUCGUUCUGCUUUUAUGAAGAAGGAGAAGAAGAAGAUGUAAAUUGUCUAUUCUCACGGGGCACAGAUAUGUCAUUUGCUUGUUUGUCUCAGUUCGACACCAAACCCACCACUGGUGUGCGUAGCCAAAGAGCUCUAUGUUCAUGUCAUCCAACAAAUGUAACCGCCUGGAGUUUGAUAAACGGCGUUGGCACUUGGAUUGGAACCUUUGGUCAGAUGACAUGAACAUAGAGCUCUUUGGCCACACCCACCAGGAAAUGACCCCAUACCUACUGUAAAUUAUGCUGGUGGAUCUUUGAUGUUAUGGGGCUAUUUUGCUUUCCACUGGUCCUGGGGCCUUGUUAAGGUCAACGGCAUCAUGAACUUUACCCAGUACCAGGACAUUUUGACACCCCAAUGUGUCAAAAAAGCUCAGUGCCGUUAUUGAAAAAAGGGGGUGUCAGUAAUUUUGACCCCUAUCUUUUUUGAGAGAAAAAAAGUUACUUAUUAAACAAAAUAAUAUCCCAAUAAUUUUGAGCAUACAAUAUAGAUAUCAGUAUUUGUAUUAUUUAUUUUAUACAGUCAUUAUGUGGUCCUCUGUAGCUCAGCUGGUAGAGCACGGCGCUUGAAACGCCAAGGUAGUGGGUUCGAUCCCCGGGACCACCCAUACACAAAAAUGUAUGCACGCAUGACUGUAAGUCGCUUUGGAUAAAAGCGUCUGCUAAAUGGCAUAUUAUUAUUAUUAUUAUUAUUAUUAUUAUUAUUAUUAUUAUUAUUAUUAUUGCUCCUAAUAAUUUCAAUCCCCACUGUAUCUACCAUCUCUGUCUCUGCUCCCCACCAGACCAUCAACCUGCUGCCAGCCAACACUCAGAUCAGAGAGAUCCGUGUGUUCUUGGAGAGUGUUCUGGAGGAGAAGGCUCAGAGGAAACGCUUUGACCAGGUGCUCAAGAGUCUGCUGCAGGCCGAGUUCCUACGGGUGAGCUCAGGGGGGGUGUAAGGCUGAGGAAACUAUUUGGCCAGCUGCUCAAGAGUUCUUAUGGGUGAGAGAGAGAGACGGUGUGUGUGUGUCGUCUCUACUCACCUGACGUGUGUGUGUGUGUGUGUGUGUGUGUGUCUAUCUGUGUCUGUGUGUGUGUGUGUGUGUGUUCAGGUCCAGGAGGAGCGUAUCUUCCACCAGCAGGUCAAGUGUACCAUCUCGGAGGAGAAGACCUGCAGGGUCUGUAAGAAGAAGAUAGGGAACAGG
Coregonus sp. 'balchen' is the source of this 40800-nucleotide messenger RNA. NCBI's taxonomy places the organism in Eukaryota, Metazoa, Chordata, Actinopteri, Salmoniformes, Salmonidae. The record is from the annotation of a GenBank genome assembly.